Molecule: messenger RNA, 2382 nt
Organism: Perca fluviatilis (European perch)
Lineage: Eukaryota; Metazoa; Chordata; Actinopteri; Perciformes; Percidae
Product: trichohyalin-like
Exons: 4
Coding region: 109-2313 (734 amino acids)
Source: RefSeq, a predicted model, not a curated record
AUCAAAAACAUAACAAAACAGAACUACAGUGGAACACAGAGUUCCUUUCAACACAAUCCUUUGGAGAGUUUGACAACGCCAGUAUACAAACGAGAAAUCAUUGAGAAAAUGUUUAGAUCCAUUUUUGGACUAAAAUUAUUUACAAGACCUCGGUCUUCAAGAGAUAUGGACUCUUCUACGAAGAAGUCCAAACGAAGGAGUGAGAGACCUUCAUCUCCUGAAGACCUCAACCCUCCGACCAUCUUGAGGGAGCACAGACGAAGGGGUGAGAGACCUUCGUCUAGUGGAGGCACCAACCCUUCUACCAUCAUGAAGGACCACAGGGAAAGGGGUGAGGGCCCUUUGUCUUGUGGAGAAAACCAGCCCUCUACCACCAGGCAGCAAGAACGAAGGGAUGUGACAUCUUUGUUCAUCGUGGGCACCAACCCUUCUACCAUCAUGAAGGAGCGCAGGGGAAAGGGUGAGAGCCCUUUGUCUUGUGCGGAACACAAGCCCUCUACCACCAGGCAGCACGUACGAAGGGGUGAGAGCCCUUCCUCUUCAUCAACUGAAGACAAGCAGCCUUCUACUUCAAGGCGGCAGCAAGCAUGGAGAGGUGAGAGCCCUUCGUCUUCCUCUUCUGAAGAUGACCAGUGUUCUACCACCAGGCAGAGAGUACGAAGGUUUGAGAGCCCUUCCUCUUCAUCCUCUGAAGACGAGCAGCUUUCUACUCCAAGGUGGCAGCAAGCAUGGAGGGGUGAGAGCCCUUCGUUGUCAUCUUCUGAAGAUGACCAGCCCUCUACCACCAGGCUGCUAGUACGAAGGGAUGUGAGCUCUCUGUUCAUCGUGGGCACCAACCCUUCUACCAUCACGAAGGAGCGCAGGCAAAGGGGUAAGGGCCCUUUGUCUUGUGCAGAAAAUCAGCCCUCUACCACCAGGCAGCAAGUACGAAGGUUUGAGAGUCCUUCGUCGUCAUCUUCUGAAGAUGACCAGCGUUCUACCACCAGGCAGCAAGAAAGAAGGGCUGAGAGUUUGGAGGAGGAGGGUUUAAAAAGAGAAAGAGAGAGGUGUGAAGAGAUGAAGAGAAAGAACGAGGAGAAGGAGAGGAAAACGUUUAGUCUGCGUUCAAGAAUGUACAUUUGGUGGCUCAGUUGCAAGAUAGACAACAUUGCCAGGGACAUCCAAUCGACCUUUAUGGAUGAGAGCUACCUCCUGCGUCUUAAUCUCAGAAAUCCAGAGAAAAUGGCAGAAAAAGAACGGCUGCAUGACCUAAGGAGGGAGCUGGUCUUGUACAAACGCAGACAAGAAUUUAAGUUGGAGAGGGAAGUGAGGAAGCAAAGACUGAAGGCAAUGGAGCGCAGGCGAAAGGGUGAGAGCCCUUUGUCUUGUGAGGAAAACACGCCCUCUACCACCAGGCAGCAAGAACAAAGGGCUGAGAGCCCUUCCUCUUCAUCUUCAGAAGACAGGCAACCUUCUACUCAAAGGUGGCAGCAAGCACGAAGGGGUGAGAGCCCUUCGUCUUCAUCUUCUGAAGACGAUGAGCCUUCUACCACAAGGAGGCAGCAACAACGAAGUCCUUUGUCCUUCGUAGACAUCAACCUUCCUACCACCUUCAGGCAGAAUGGAGGAAUUGGUGAGAACCAUUUGCCCUGCAUUGACAUUGACCAGCCUACCAUCUGGUGGGAGCACGUACGAAGGGGUGAGAGACCUUUGCCUCGUGGAGAUUUCAACCCUCCAAACACCUUGAGGCCAGACGGACAAAGUGGUGACAGCCCUUCCUCUACAUCUUCGUCUUCUGAAGACGACGAGGCUUCUACCACAAGGAGGCAGCAAGAAAGAAGGGCUAAUAGCCCUUUAUCUAUCUAUCUGGGUGCAAGAAAGGAGAGAGAGUUCAUUGAAAGAGAAAAGCAGCGUUUGGAGGAGGAGAGUUUAAAAAGAGAAAGAGAGAGGUGUGAAGAGAUGAAGAGAAAGAACGAGGAGAAGGAGAGGAAAACGUUUAGUCUGCGUUCAAGAAUGUACAUUUGGUGGCUCAAUUGCAAGAUAGACCGCAUUGCCAGGGACAUCCAGUCGACCUUUAUGGAUGAGAGCUACCGCAUGCUUCAUGAUCUCAGAAAUCCAGAGAAAAUGGCAGAAAAAGAACGGCUGAUUCACCGAAGGAGGGAGCUGAUCGUGUACAAACGCAGACAAGAAUUUAAGUUGGAGAGGGAAGUGAGGAAGCAAAGACUGAAGGCAAUGGAGCGCAGGCGAAAGGGUGAGAGCCCUUUGUCUUGUGCAAAAAACAAGCCGAACACCUAUCCUAAUUUAGCUUUGGUUAGGUUCUGGCAGAGACCUUAGGGUUAGGGUUAGACCCUAAAGACAGUAGAAAGAAGAAAGUAAGGCAAGAAUAGGUUGAAAAUAGUAAUA